AUGACAAGUCCGGCUCCUCCUGAAGCAUGGCUGUACACAUUAUUUACUGAUGGAUCAAAGCUUGAGAUGGAUGGUGUAGCCGGAGCUGGUAUUCAUUGUGAACAUUUUGCUCAUUAUAUUUCACUGGGAAUGGCCAAGUCAGCAUUCGAUGGCCAGGUUGAGGCAAUUAGAGUAGCUCUGGCUCAUUUGGAUGCUCGCCCCUCUGCUGCUGAACAGGCUAUAAUUUUCUUGGAUUCACAAGCUGCAAUUCUCGCCAUUGCCAACUACACUCAGAAACUGUCCGUGAUGCAGAGUAGAUCCUUAAUGAGAGGGUUGCGCGAAAAGCAUAAGAUGAUUGUAUUACGAUGGAUCCCCUCGCAUUGCGGUAUACCUGGCAACGAAAAAGCUGAUGCGUGGGCCAAAAAGAGCUGUUCUGUCUAUCAAGCCCCAAAUAACCUUGCUAGCUAUAAGUCCUCUUUGUCUAUGAUAAAGCAAGCACUUAAGGUGACUCAUGAGUCAUCAUUAAAAUAUCGUAUGAAGGUGAAACCGUGGAGAGACAACCUUUUGAACAUCCCUGAUUGUCCAAGAGGCAAUGCUGUUGCAGCCUUUCGUCUCGCGACCAGGCACGAUUGCUUAUAUGCCCAUCUUAGCAAAGUUCGGAUUGUGGAAAGCCAUGUCUGCCCCCUCUGCCGCAGUGGUGCAUCGAUGGAUGCCGAUCACCUCCCCGUCUGUUCUGUCCUAUCACAGACCUGUAUUUCCUCCCGUUACUGGGAGGCCAGGGACUUGUUGAACAAUUUGAACUCUUGA
Uloborus diversus is the source of this 786-nucleotide messenger RNA. RefSeq lists its product as uncharacterized. The record is from RefSeq and is a predicted model, not a curated record. Lineage: Eukaryota; Metazoa; Arthropoda; Arachnida; Araneae; Uloboridae. Gene Ontology annotation, molecular function: RNA-DNA hybrid ribonuclease activity; nucleic acid binding.